UGACCAUCGUAAACAGGAAGUGCCUACAAACCGUUCUGUUGCCCCUGCAGCGUUCGAGAGUCGCAAGGCUGGAGUCGGACAGUAAGAAAACAAAAAAUCUGCCCAGUACGACAGAAAUGUUGUCAGAAACUAUCGCUGUUUGACAGAGGAAGGAUGACUUCAGCAAAGAGAAGACCCCUGUGGUGAUCAGGAGAAAUGCAGCAGGUCUUCUCACUCAGUCAUGGUGAUCUGCAGUAGCCAUGGACCCCACCACGUCGUCCACCUACGUUUACGGCAGGUCUGCUACCGAAGACCACUUGGAGGACUGGGAUCUCCUCCCCUCUGUUUCUGCCGGUGCUCCGAGACAAGAGGCGUGCAGUAAGGAUCAAGAGGCGGAGGAAAGAAGCAAAUUCAAAUCCCGGCUGGUCUCAGCGUGGAACAGCGUCAAAUACGGAUGGUCCUUGAAGCAGAAGUCGAAAUUUAACAAGAGCUCCCCGCUUAUCAUGCUGGGGAAGACCUACAAUCUCAAUAACGACGGGGAAAAAGAGAGUUUCCGUAGCGCCUUUGCGUCCUUCCUGUGGCUGACAUACAGACGGGGCUUCCGUCCGCUGCCUGGCUCCUCUCUCACCACCGACAGCGGCUGGGGGUGUGUCCUGCGCACGGGCCAGAUGCUGCUGGCACAAGGCCUGCUCGUACACCUCAUGCCACCAGGUUGGACGUGGGCUGUAAAAUGCUGCGCCGUCAAGGACGACUUGGACCUGCUUCACCCUGCGGACAAUGCAGAGUGUGAAUGGGCGAGAGAAGAAGGGGGAAACAAGAGAGGACGUAAACUGAGCGUCGGUUCCCUCCUGGACAGGCCCAAGCUGGCCAAGCACAGAAUGGUGGUGUCCUGGUUUGCAGACCACCCUGCAGCCCCGUUUGGCAUUCACAAGCUGGUAGAGUUGGGUAAAAGCUCAGGGAAGAAGGCUGGCGACUGGUACGGUCCAUCCAUUGUGGCGCAUAUCCUGAAGAAAGCUGUAGCCGCUUCGGUGGACCUCCCCAAUCUAGUUGUCUAUGUUGCUCAAGACUGCACAGUCUACCUCCAGGAUGUAAGAGGGUUGUGUGAACGGCCCCCUCCUCACUGCUGGAAGUCUGUCAUCGUCCUGGUUCCUGUACGGCUCGGAGGACAGGAGCUCAAUCCCUCCUACAUCUCCUGCGUCAAAAAGCUGUUGAAGCUUCAGUGCUGCAUUGGGAUCAUUGGCGGCAAACCGAAGCACUCUUUGUUCUUCGUUGGCUUCCAGGAUGACCAUCUGCUGUACUUAGACCCUCACUACUGUCAGCCUACGGUGAACAUAAAAAAGGACAACUUUGCUUUAGAGUCAUUUCACUGUAAAUAUCCCAGGAAAAUGGCCUUUUCCCGCAUGGACCCCAGCUGCACCAUAGGUUUUUAUGCAGAAGGACAAGAUGAGUUUGAGAGCAUGUGCGCAGCAGUAAAUGAGGCUGUGUCCACGUCUGCAGAGACGUACCCCAUGUUUAUAUUUUCCGACGAGAAACGUUGGGAUGUGGAGGAGGAAGGCAUCCCCCGCACAAACAGCAUCACUUAUCUCCAGAGAGAUAAUGUACUGGACAACGAAGACGGCAACAGCAUGGACGAGUUUGUUCUAAUAUGAACGGCAAAAAGGACAAGAUCUGCUUUGCUGCUGCGACGUCUGUGUGGAAACUGUUGAGCAGGAGAACAAACGGACUCACAGACUGUUCUGGGCCACGAGCUGCAGGACCGGGUCAGGGACACCAAAGGUUCAGGGACAGAAGCCGAUCAGGUUUCAGUCAUGACUUUGCUGUAUUUUUAUUGAUGUUUUCUACAUCCUUGAAAUAGUUUUGACUUCAAAUAAAGAACAUUUCCAGUUUUUCAUUUCUGCUGAAGAACUUUCCGGAACAAACAAAUGUUCUUGUCAUCUCACUGUGCUUGAGAUCAGUGCUGUACUCUGAACAGACUAGAGAGACGUGUUACUGUGCAAUAUCUUAGUUUUAUGCUCAUGCUGUUAGAGAAGCUGCUCUUAAUAUGGACUGGAGAAGUAGGGUCCAAAAUUCUGAUUUGCAACCCUAUUUAAAUUAAAAGAAGUUAAUACAAAUAAACUCUCUAAAUGAAUCUGUUUCUAUGAAA
Messenger RNA from Fundulus heteroclitus (mummichog), 2122 nucleotides. Its product is annotated as cysteine protease ATG4D. Gene Ontology annotation, molecular function: protein-phosphatidylethanolamide deconjugating activity. NCBI's taxonomy places the organism in Eukaryota, Metazoa, Chordata, Actinopteri, Cyprinodontiformes, Fundulidae. Bases 240 to 1628 code for a protein of 462 amino acids. The record is from RefSeq and is a predicted model, not a curated record. The transcript has 11 exons.